CAGCCUGUUAAACGGAAAGGACCCAGCUCGUGUGUAAUGUAUAAAGAGAGGGAGAGAGAGGGGAGAGAGUGUGAGGGGGAGAGAGUGGUGAAUCGAGAGAGAGCGGCCGAGGGGACACACACAGCGCUACAGAGAGACCAGGCAGCUUCCUCUAUGUAUAUAAAGAUGGCCACGUUAGCGAAUGGGCAGCCAGACAAUAGCAGCCUCACUGUCAGCAACCCGAGCAGCAACGGCCACAUGAACGGAUUAAACCACCACAGUCCCGGGGGCGCCGCCAGCACCAUCCCCAUGAAGGACCACGAUGCCAUCAAGCUGUUCAUUGGGCAGAUCCCCCGCAAUCUGGACGAGAAGGACCUGAAACCUCUCUUCGAGGAGUUCGGAAAGAUCUACGAGCUGACGGUGCUGAAGGACAGGUUCACCGGGAUGCACAAAGGCUGCGCCUUCCUUACAUACUGUGAAAGAGAAUCUGCACUAAAGGCCCAGAGUGCUCUGCAUGAGCAGAAGACACUGCCAGGGAUGAACAGACCAAUCCAGGUGAAGCCGGCGGACAGCGAGAGCCGAGGAGAAGACAGAAAACUCUUCGUGGGCAUGCUCAAUAAACAGCAGUCUGAGGACGACGUGCGCCGGCUAUUCGAAGCUUUCGGGAACAUUGAAGAGUGCACCAUCCUGCGAGGCCCCGAUGGGAACAGCAAAGGGUGUGCGUUUGUGAAAUAUUCAUCCCACGCGGAGGCACAGGCAGCCAUCAACGCUUUGCACGGGAGCCAGACAAUGCCGGGGGCCUCCUCGAGCCUAGUGGUGAAGUUUGCAGACACAGACAAGGAGCGCACAAUGAGACGGAUGCAGCAAAUGGCUGGCCAGAUGGGCAUGUUCAAUCCCAUGGCUAUUCAGUUCGGAGCUUAUGGUGCCUACGCUCAAGCACUGAUGCAGCAGCAAGCCGCCAUCAUGGCAUCCGUAGCACAAGGAGGUUACUUGAACCCCAUGGCGGCCUUCGCAGCGGCCCAGAUGCAGCAGAUGGCGGCCCUCAACAUGAACGGUCUCGCAGCGGCCCCCAUGACACCAACAUCAGGUGGAAGCACCCCCCCGGGUAUCACUGCACCAGCUGUGCCUAGCAUUCCAUCUCCAAUCGGGGUCAAUGGUUUUACUGGGAUCCCAGCACAGGCCAAUGGUCAGCCAGCAGCAGAAGCUGUAUUUGCUAAUGGGAUCCACCCAUACCCAGCACAGAGUCCCACUGCAGCGGACCCCUUGCAGCAAGCCUAUGCCGGAGUACAGCAAUAUGCAGGUCCUGCCUACCCUGCUGCUUAUGGUCAGAUCAGUCAAGCCUUUCCACAGCCGCCUCCCAUGAUUCCACAGCAACAGAGAGAAGGACCCGAGGGCUGCAACCUGUUUAUCUACCAUCUGCCCCAGGAAUUUGGGGAUGCUGAGCUGAUGCAGAUGUUCCUGCCUUUCGGUAAUGUCAUCUCCUCGAAAGUGUUUGUGGAUCGGGCGACAAACCAAAGUAAAUGCUUUGGUUUUGUGAGUUUUGACAAUCCUGCCAGUGCUCAAGCUGCCAUCCAGGCCAUGAACGGCUUCCAGAUUGGCAUGAAGAGGCUCAAGGUGCAACUGAAACGACCGAAGGAUGCCAACCGCCCUUACUGAGACUUUGCGAGGGCCUCUGAAACAAGGACUAGCACAGGGCAGGAACUAAAUGGGCCGUAUUUUAACAAUACAACAUACAUAUAUAAAUAUAUAUGAUCGAAAUGCACCUGGAACACAACUUUGACAUAUCAGCAAAGUACCAAUCACGCUGAAGACAUUAGACUUUUCGCUCUUUGAUUGUUAAGACUGUAACGUUUCUUCAAUGAGAAAGUAUCACGUCUACUUCCGUGGAAGGAAAUUCAAGUCGGAAACCAUCAGACGGGAUCAAGAUCGAUCGGAAAUUUUCCGAACAGACACUGAUAAAAUCAUACAAAAAAAGGCUUUUUUCUUCAAACAGGAAAUCUGACAAGGAGUGCCUGGUUGCCACCAUGAAUUCUGUUGCUAUGGUGUGACACCAUAGCGACUGUUGCUAGAAGCAUUGUAUCUGUCAUUCCUUAGCUAUUUAGGGACCAAAGGACCAAACUUUUUAAGCAGACUUGUAGCUGUAUGUAAAAUAUGGAAUAUACUUCCUACAUCUCUACUGUUCCUAAAACAGUCUGGGGGCAAUUAUAUGAAAUAUGUAAAAAUUUAAAUGCUUAAAAUGCUUUUAAAAAAAAAGGCAAGAUAAUAGUUAUUUGAUACUAUGGAAGGUUAUUUGGUUACAUUAAUUCAAUUAUGAAAAUUUCCUAUGGUUUUCUGUAUAUUACGUAAGGAAUAAGUGAUUAGGGGGUUACCGAAAGGAAGCUUAAAAAAAAAUGCAAAUGAAAAAAAAAAGUGGAAAAAAAUGAAAAAAAUUUCAAAAACCAAAAAAAAUAAUAAAAAAAAGGUUAAAAAUACAUUAGAAUGAUGGUUGUAGUGAAAAGGUUUGUAAAUGCUUAUCCCCAUUUAAAAAGAAAAAUCCUAAUAGUUGUACAGAAUUUAACAGAAUAAAAAAAAAAAAAAGUUUAACAUACUAUAUCAUAGAAAAAAAAAUUAGAGAGCAAAAAAAUGUAUAAAAAAUGCAAAAAAAAAAUUAAAUAGACGUUAGCGUUAUUGCUAAGAGAAAGAUGUUGUAGAACUGUAAUUUUUGUAGAA
This is a messenger RNA of Xenopus laevis (African clawed frog), 2688 nucleotides long. RefSeq names its product CUGBP, Elav-like family member 4 L homeolog (gene celf4.L). The coding region runs from base 37 to 1635 and encodes 532 amino acids. The transcript has 13 exons. Gene Ontology annotation, cellular component: cytoplasm; nucleus. Gene Ontology annotation, molecular function: nucleic acid binding; RNA binding. Lineage: Eukaryota; Metazoa; Chordata; Amphibia; Anura; Pipidae. The record is from RefSeq and is a predicted model, not a curated record.